This is a messenger RNA of Pseudoliparis swirei, 3306 nucleotides long. It is a transcript of the gene dthd1, whose product is annotated as death domain containing 1. The transcript has 11 exons. The record is from RefSeq and is a predicted model, not a curated record. Lineage: Eukaryota; Metazoa; Chordata; Actinopteri; Perciformes; Liparidae. The coding region runs from base 74 to 2740 and encodes 888 amino acids.
UAAACUAGGAAAGCUGUGCACGCUAACACCCAAUGCCAAGGACACAAGGAACAAGGGCACUUCAGAGCUCAGCAUGGAGGCACACCGGCAUGCGGAUGAACUGAUGGACGAAGCCGAGUGUCUGCACGGCAACAAGAGGGAGCUCAGUCUGCUCGACGUGCUGACUGGAACUCUUCGGAGGCUUGAAGCUGUCAGACGUCGGCGAGAUGGUCACGGUGGGACCGAGGGUGGGACGAGAGGCGGAGGAGAGGGAACGCAGAGAGGCAGAGAAGGAGGGAUGCUCGGUCCCGCAGGAGACGAGGAAGACGAGAACGACGCUGAAGAAACGAGAGGACACGCUGAUGAGAAGCGGGAGGAGAGAGAGUGCGAGCGGAGGGUUCUGGGAGUGUUGAGGCAGCUGAGUGUGUUUCAUUCAGACAGAGCGACAGCGUGGAGAGAAGUUCUCAGGGAGCGAUCCCACAGGUCUCCACCAGGGGGCAGUGAUCAGCAGCAUCCGUCCACUACAGAUACACAAUGUAACGUCACACCUUGUUCAGACUCCUUCAGUAGCACUUUUCUGAGUGUCGGGAAGAACAUAGAGAACAUUUUAGACAAACUGAACGCAAUCGUAGCCAAACUGGAUGAAGAACUCCUCAGAGCAAGUGCAGAGGAGGCCUCGACUGUGGAUGCGUCCCUCAAGGAGACCGGAGAUCGGAAAGCACCAGAGCAACUCGGAGACUCCCGUGAGCCCCUUGAAUCUGAACAAGCAUCCGACUCAAGAUUCAGCAGUUCCGCUUGCAACGAUGAGGAAGAAGAGGAAGAAGAGGCAGAAGAGGCAGAAGUGCCGGUGAACAGUCGAGGGGCUGAGCAUGAGGACGGUGCUUCUGCAGAGAGUGAGACAGACUUACGGGAGGAGACAGAGAAGGACACAAAACAAGUCAACAAGGAAUGGAUCCCAGUCGAACUCGCCGGUAAACAAGAGGAGAGUUAUUCAGAUGUGCCAGACACGUGCUUCAUCAGAGCACCCAAGGGUGCGGCCGGAGCCCUGAGAUGCGAGGCGGCCGACACCCUGAGCUGCCUGAUGGUGACCGGCUCGGAGGAGUUGGUCAGCAGAGUGAUCAGGGUCGACGUUCGGGACGGAGCCGACGUCCGCUUCCCCGUGACCGUGGUCGUGCCCUUCUGCGCACGUUACCGCGGCAACUACAGGGACGUAGUCGUGAAGAUAGUCGACGGGGAGAGGAGGGCGAGCUACGUCACUCCCGUCACCACAGAGGGCACGUACGGAGGGCAGAGGAGCUCCUUCGCCGAGGUGAGGGUGUACUCCCUGGGCCUGUUUGCAGUGGUUUCCUGUUUAAAAAAAGAAAACUACACAGUUCCCACAAAGGGUUUGUUACUCAAGCUUCCCAUGGACCAACGGAUCUGUCUGAACUACCCCCCAGGAUGCUUCACGGCUCCAGUGAUGGCUCAAACCGCGAUCCAGCCGGUGGACGCCGUUCUUCUGGCGGCCGUCAAGUCCAGAAGCGACGCGUAUCACUCGGUGGUGUCCACGAGUCCGCUGCUCUACCUCACGCAGCCCUCCUCUCAGCCCCUGAGGAGACCCCUCACUCUCACCCUGCCCUGUCCCCCAAACCCCGAGAAGAAGAGGCACACAAGGGGUCAAGAGGAGGAGCGAGACCACCAAACUCGGCCUGUUAGCCCUUCGUGCCACAGAAGGAGAGUCCUGGGGGCCUCGGUGAAGUCUAAGAAGAUGUCCAACGAGCUGCUGAUUGUUCUGGGUUCAAGAGACAACCAGUGGAGCGUCCUGGAUCAUGUCCCAGUCCGGAACCAGCAGAACGGACUGGUGUCCUUUGAGCUGACGGAGAACUUCGACAGGCUGCUGGCGGUACGUCUCCUCUCACCCCUGCAGCCCGGUGGUCUCGCCUCCCUGGCGGAGGAGCUGGAGGAGUCGGUCUGUUGCCACGCGGUGACCGUCGUCCUCCAGCGUCGACUAGAGGAGCCUCACGCCGCCCUGGUGGCGGCGCUGCCCAGCAGAGACCUCGGCUGGGAGAUGUCCAGGCUGCGAGCCCGGGGCUACAGCGGCCUCUCGGAGAUCGCCUCCGAGAUCUCCAUGCGGGAAGGAGACCAGCUUCUCCUGCGUUUCAGCGGCAACAUCACCUCCACGGGUGCUCAAAACGACCUUAACGGGCUCCCUUGCGAGCGGCUCACCUUCCACAAUCAGCGGAAGAGUCACCUCUCGUUGCGGCUCAGCGAAGUGGACCCCUUCGGGAACUACAGCUCGCCCCACUACAAGGGCACGGCCGUGUUCCACAAGGUCAGCAGAGGUCAGCUGGAGUGGCGAGGCGACGGACCGGUCCCGAUGGACGCAAAGCUUUUGGGAGAGCCCGUCUGCAAGCUGUCUCUGACUCUACCGAAGAGAGUGAGAACCGUGAAUCGGCCCGUCACGGUUCGGGUGAAGUUAUGCGAGGAGACAGACUCCCUGUCCGACUCUCUUCUCCUCUGGCUGUCCGGGGAGCUCUCCGAGGAGGAAGUGGCUCUUCUGGUGCUCUGUCUGCAUCUCCGGCGUAGCGCCGCCCAGCUGGUGAAGCUCCGGGCGGGGGACAGCCUGCCCACCCAGGCCUUCCGUGUCCUGACCAUGUGGAGGCGGGGGCUGCCCGCUGCCACGCACCAACCCAAGGCCUCUCAGCUGGCCCACUGCUUAGCCAAGAGCGGCAGGCCGGACCUGGCCCGAGAGCUGCUGCUGCGGCAGGCGGCGCCCAAAUAGGGAAGCUUGAAAAGUAGAAAUUGAGAUUGAAAACCAAAGAAAAUCGUUGCUUUUAGUCAGAGGCCUGUGUGCCUGUCAAAUGAGAUGGAGGCAGUACGUUGUGUGAUCCACAAGGGGUCAGCAUUGGACUGUGAGAUUACGUGAUCUCCUCCAGACUUCAGUCUUUUACGCCUGACAAGCCAACCCAGUAAUGUUUUAGAGCCCUGAAGACUUUAUGAGAUUAUGUGAAAAAAACUAAACUAAACAGAAAAGAAAAUCUAAUUUGGGAUUUUUUUCUGUUUCUUUGUCUCAUGACCUCAUAUUUUUUUCUUUUGACCCCUAGCAGGGGUGUGGGUAAUAUUUCUCAGCAUUUUUUGUGACACAUUUGAAAUAAAAAAUAGUUGUAGAUCACCACAUACGAGUGAGCCGGUCGAACAAUCAAGGUCAAGUAUUCGGUCAUAUAUUUAGUUUAGUCCUCUGCGAUUAACACCGUGUCUCAUAUUAUUUGUUUAGAUGCAAUGAAUCUCAAGCGGGGUGACAUAUCUGCACCCAGAACUUGAUUCUGAUUAAAAUAAUGACAUAAAGUU